AUGUUAUAUUUAUUAUUGAUUCCGGCUCUUGCUUAUGUUCAAGAAUAGUAUUUGAUGGAAAUCUAUAAUUAAAUGAAUGGGAUCAAAGAGUCCAUCUAAUAAUUAGAGUACUAUACAGCACUUGAGAAAUUAGAAUGGAAAUCACGCUAAGAUAGAUAGUUUGAAGAGGAAGGAAUGACAAUCUAUUUAGAACAUUAUGCUGAUGUGAGUUAAAGUACACUUAAAUUAGGUUAAAAAAUUACUCAAAACAAGACUCUUUUAUGAUAAAAAGGAGAAGGAUAGCUUAGAACUCUUUCUUCAUGAGACAUACCUUAAAGUCAUAAAUCUUCUAAAACGCCUAAUAAUAGAUAAAGUAUCAUAAUUUUAUUGAAUGUCUUAAGGAUAAAUUGAUUGAGGCUGACACUAGAGAAUUGGCAAAGAUCAAACUUUAGGCAAGAGAGGAUGCUUAGAAGAGAUUUGAUGAAUACAACUUUUUACUUUAAAAAAUUAAAGAGGGUAAAAGUAUAUGAUUAAUUAUUAGUGGUUGAUUCUCCAAAUAUAUAAGAUAUUUUCAAAACUUUAGAAUUAUUGGAGUCAAAGAUUAUGAUUGGCCUAUUCAAAUCUAAUCCUAGUUAAGAAUUAGAUUUCUUUAUAAAAGGAGUAGACCGACUCUUUAAAUAAAGCAACCAUUCUAACUCUAGAAAUGAAGCACUAUUAUUAUUGAGUUUGAUGCAUACAGUCAUCCAAGAAACUCUUAUGGAUAUGAGGAAUGAAUAAUUAGAAACUUCCUUCGAUCUCUUAGAAAAAGAACUUUUCUAUACUCAAUCUAAAAACACACAUUAAUAAGCUAAAGAAUCUUUGAGUACUCUUCUAACGAAAAUUGAAUGUAAGAUAAAUUCAUAUAUCUAUUAAUAAGUAACAGGAGCCAAGUUUUGGAAUGACCAACUCUAACUAAAUAGUAAUGAUGAUCAUUUAGUUUAAAUCUUUUAGAGUUCUCUUGAUGAUGCAAUGUUGAUGAGUAAUCGAUCCAUUUAAUAUCAUCAACUAUUAUCAGAUACUCUUAAAGCUAUGUUGGAACGUUUUCUUUAACGUUGACAUUUAGUUAAUUAAUAUUCUGACUCCUAUUAUUGGAGUUAAUAAUAUAUCAAUAUAUAUACAAUCU
Paramecium sonneborni is the source of this 1141-nucleotide messenger RNA. Lineage: Eukaryota; Ciliophora; Oligohymenophorea; Peniculida; Parameciidae. The record is from the annotation of a GenBank genome assembly.